CGUCAGCACGCAUGAAAAUCAUGUUUUAGGACAUUUUGUUCCUUAUGGUGACAAUUUUUGACCCUUUUCUGACAAUAUAGAAUCAAAGUUGAUGUUGAAAAUGGAGCUAGCGGAGGUGGUCAAUCCACACUUUGCAGUGCCAGUCUUUGGAGUGGUUCUCUGUGCAGUACUCGUCUUUGCGUUUGGGUUCAAAUCUUCAGUUCAACCACCAAGUUUCGAUUUCGACGAAGAAAAACGACUGAGAAGAAGGAAGGGGAAGAAAUCACAAACAAACGGGCAUAUACCAAGUCAGAGUGUCGCUGUAGUUACGGUUGCUAAGCAACAGGUGUCUGCUACUAAGUCAUCUGCUAAAGCUAAAUCAGAGGAGAGCCUGCAGGCUAAGCUCAGGACUAAAAAGGCGGCUGCAAGUCCUAAGGCUGCUCCAGCCAAACAUGAUGUUGCCAAGGCAACGGAACCUGUGGAGGAUGUGGACGGAUGGACGACAGCCAUAUCCAAGAAAGUGAAGAAGCGUCGUAACAAGGAGCAACCUGAAGAUGUGUCCAAGUAUGAUCUCCAAGACGUGGAGUUGUCUGGGGGUGAGGCUCGUACCGACGAUGUCCAGGAAGCCAUGCCAACAUCUGGGGAGGCAGAGUCGCCCAAAGGUCAGCGCAAACGGAAGGAGAAGAAACAGAAGCCUGUCAAGGAGGUAACCACGACCGAGAAUGUGUGUGAAACCUCUGCAAAGAUCGUCACCGAAGCUCCAAAAACAGUCUCUGCUAAGAUGGACAUAGAAACGCCUGAACGGGACGUGAGCCAAGACGUCAAGGUCGAGCCUGAAGAGGAAAAGCCUACUGAAGUGAUGACUCCUGAAGAAGAGACAAGUCAUGCUGAAGUUAUAAUACCAGAUGAGCCACCAAAAAGGAGCCCAAAGAAGAUUAGGAGUAAGAAAGAUAAAAUAGCGGCAGCGCCCGAAAUAGAAGAGCCCAAACCAGUUGGAUCGACCGAGGGAUUAGCUGCCAAAGAUGACGUCCCAGAUAAAAAGUCUAAAAAGAGUCCCAAGAAAAAGAAAAAAGGAACAUCCCAGGAUGUCAGUGAAACGUUAGAGACACCCUCGGUGAAUGAUGUAGAAUCAAGCCACAUAUCAACAAGUCACAUAGCGGAUGUUUCCUCCUCAAAGGCUGUCAAAGAGACGGUCUCUCAAGGUGCUGCCCAUGAUGAUAGUAAUCAGCCAGAAAGUGGAGAGAGGUCAAACUCGCCAGCUGAGAGCGUGUCCAAUCCUCAGCCAAGCUCAUCUCCAGUGACGUUUGAUGAAUUGGGAGCGGACGACUGGCAAGAAGCCAAACCUCAGAAGAAGAAGAAGAAAACACGACGAGAAAACUGAUCCUGGUGAUCAAGUGUGAUAAACAGAUUCUCUCAAUAAUAUUUAUAUUUUGGUCAUGAAAUGAUUAGCCAUGAUGGGGCCAUGGGCACUCAUACUCAAACAGUCCACAUGUGGUACAUUUAGCAAACACUGUUUGAAUAUUUGCGCCCCAAAAACUAUUUUUUAGGUGACUAUUGUCUGUUACAGAAUUAUCAGGUUAACUAUUAUUGGUGAUCUUUGUGAAGUGUCUGACCAGACUAUUUUGUAGGAGGCAAUAGUGAGUGAUGGUCUAAUACUUCCUUUGUAGUUGUCUUCUAAACUGUUUGACUUAUGAGUGUAUAUGCGGUGAGUGUGGUCGCUUCCUAGUAUAGGGGGCGCUGGCAAUAGGGGGGUCUAAUGUAUACACACGAUUGCAGCUUGGGUUUCAAACCAAGUGUGACCUGUCGUGUAACCGAGUGAUGGUUGUAUUAUAUUUUAUUACAUGUAGAUGAGAAGGCCACAAACAGUUCAUGAAAACUUCAGGUGUGGAAGACUUUUACCCAAAGGGUCAGUCUGUGUUCAGGGGAUUUUAUACAUUCCUCUUUGGUCCUAUAUGAGUAUAUGGGAACACCAGUCCGAUAUGAACAUUGUAAGAUAGGAACACCAGUUAGCGCAUUUGUUUAAUUAAGGGACAAAGUUAUUAAUAAUUGGAUCCAGUGAUGUGCUGGAUCUCUUGGUGGUGUUCAAACAGGUUAUCAGACUGGUACUGGGGGUGGUAUCCAACUGAGCAUUUGGCCACUCAUCCUAGAGGGUGUAUACCGAGGCAUUUGUGCCCAAAAGCAGUAUACGUAGUUGGCCGUGGUGUUUUUUCGGUGCUGGCUAGAAUCUCCAAUGGUGUGUAGUAUAAAUCACGGAGAGACUUCCAACCAUAAGACUUUCACUCCAGAUGAUGCACACUUUUGAAAGCUUCCGACAAAAUAUCUUGGGCACUUUUUUAAUAUUGAUUUGAGGGAUGAGUGGAUUCAGUUCUAAUGUAAGAGUAAUUUCAUGUGUUCAUUAUCAACCCGGGGUGUUUCUUCAUCUAUACCAGAAGAUGUUUCCCCAGUAACACAAGUCUCUAUUGACAUGUACAUGGGUUAUGUACAGUGAACGUGUGCAACGAUGGGCUUGAUAUACUUAUUCUCUAGAUGUCAUUUGAUGAUUUACUGCUGUCAUACAAUGCCCUUAGGUCUGAGGUAAGAACGCGUGGUGUCAAUCAUAGGUGUGCUUACAUUAUGUUUAUCGGCAUGCGUGUGUAAUCUAUUGCUUAUUGCAAGUUUAGGAUUGUGGGUAAAUGAUGUACCUGGCCAUCUUUCUGCUUGUACCUUUGUGUCACAUUAGGCAAUGCAUCUGUGGUCAUUAAACCUGAAGAUUUUGAGCUCGGUCCUUACCAUGACUUAAUCAUUCCACUAGAUGAGGUAUUGAGGAGCAUCUCCUCUCUCAUCUGGCUCUUCAUAUUACGAUCGUCGGCUCACUCCUCCGCUUCCAAAGUGAAUGUGCCAAAUUGAAACACAUGAUGGCACAGCAUGAGUUGAGACAAAACUACAUGUUGGGGUCUGAAAUAUGAUGAUGUGUCAUCGAGAGUUUCUUCCAGAGUGUUGGUUGUUGUUGCUGUUGGUAAGUGAGGACAGAACCAGUUUCCACGUGUACCGUGGUGCACUGGUUGUGUUGCUGAGGAAGUGUUGCCAUUUCUCCGAGACUGAUGUCUCUUCGUGUCAUAUUCAUCACUUGUUUAUCCACACAACACCACUCAGUGUUGUCGGCCCAUAUUGUAGAGAUGUGCUAUUGCCAUAGUGAAAUUGACUGCCAUAAAAUGUAUAAGUGAAGAUAAUUAUGAUUACAUGCUACGUUUUCAUCUGACUGUACAAUAAGAUUUCAACAUGAAUGAUAUAUAUUUUCUGUAUAUUUUUGUCGGUGAGCACGUUUCUAUGUAAUUGGUGUUGUGGUGAGGUCAGCGUCUUCCAUGUCACAGUAGUUGUCGCCCCUGAUGUGCUGGUGUUGUACACAUCAGUUUAUGUCGACCGACUCCAUGUAACAGCUCAGUCAUCGCUGCUUCACGUUUUUGCCAAAGUGCUCAGUGUUAAAUGAAUUGAUCAGCCAGCAUUAAUAUUUCUUCAUAGCUUAGUGUACGGGGUGAAGCAGUCACAUUUCUUCUUGUGACUUCAGUGAUUCAUCUUCAAGUGCAAUAAGGAGAGUGGUGUGAGUUCUUCAUGAAGUGUUGAGAGGCAGAGGCCACUGAACCAACUUCAGCCUUCAUUAUUAUAGCUCAAUGUGUCUGUGACUUGACAAGUCUGUCAGCUGCUCUUCUCAUAAAGACUUUGGUGUGUUCUUCGCGUCUUACGAUAUAAGUUACUGGUGUGUGAUGUAUACAAAUCCAGAGGUUAAGGGUCAAACUCUUGUAGGGGCAGGGAAUAUAGGUGUCAGUUUGAACAUAUAUUUUGAGUGAGAUUUCAUUUUCCGUAUGUUAUUGCUGUAAACAGAAAAAUGUUGUAAAUAUAACAGUACAAAUAUUGUACAUGCCAAGUUAUAUGAAGUCAUCUUAUAAGACAGUGAUGUUUAUUUUUGAUGGGUUGGGACAAUUUCAGAGAAAGUGUACAGGACUUGGCAAAUGAUGGCAGAGUUUGGUUUUGUGUACAUUCUGUGGACUAUCUGUCUCAUAAAAGUCGAACCGGGGUUUACAAUGAACAUGAUCAUUUUGGUAUGGGGUGUUGUUCACUUUCUCUGGAAUUCUGGUUUUGUUUUGGGAGAGUUAUCCAAAAUGGUCAUAAAACGAUCAUGAUGUUGACAUUAUAACGUCAACUUGCUCAUAAUUCAUGCAAUUCUUGUGUAAUACUUGCCCAAUAAUGUCCUAUCUUACUGUGCUGCUCUGCAGAGAGAUGAGGCCUUACCCUGGUGAUCACAGCCUGGUGAACUGUCUCAAUCCUCUUACUGAGAGUUGAACAUAUCGUGUCUUUCAAUAUGUUAGUUUCCAUGAUUAGACAAGACACGUUCCUUCAACCCAGACAGAUGUCAAAAGCAUUGCCUACUACAUUUUCUCAAAACCGAUACCAAUUUUUUUCAAGUUAUGUUACUUUUGUUGAAUGAGAUGUCAUGUUAGCAGUGUUUGGGAGAAAUCGCUUUAAGGUUCAUGGUGCAGAGAUUGUAUUCAUGGACUUAUUAUUUCUUUAUUGCCAUUUAUGACAAGCAGACGUGUGUUUAUAAUGAUUGCUUGUUUGAUAUUGUCAGGUGUCAUACCAUUCCAGGAUUUGUUAAAAACUGUGGUAUCCAUCAACUUGUGACAUGAAUGUAUUCUGGCACAAGACUACUUACUGAUAGCUUACGCUAGCUGCUUUCCUCCAGGUUCAGGUUUGUUGGAAGAACCUUUGGACAGCCGAGGAUUUUGAAAUAUUUGGAUGUAACACCUUUUGGAGAAAAACUAACUUGAUGUUUUCACAAGUCUAACUUUGUUUAGCCGUGGCUGGUUCUCAAUAGGCUUCUCUGAAUAACUGUUCAAGCUGCCCAAUGAACCUGAACUGUGACUAGAAGCGGUACCGAGUUCAUCUUGGUUCUUCCUGUUGUCAACUUGCAUCAAAACUGGGAUACAAGGUGCUAAUUAAAGUAAUUACUGGUCUGCUUAAUGAAAGACUUGUCAUGAUCAGAACAGUAAUUGACUGCCUUCCAAUCGUAUUUCAUAUCUUAAGUGAAUGUGCAAAAAAUGUUCGAAACUGAGCUGCCUGUACGUACAAGUCUUCACUACAAAUAAUCUUGAAUAUACAGUAAAGUCUAGCUUUGAAUCUCAUUUACUCUGAUGUAAUGAUGUCAACUUCUUCUGUCUUUUGUCAUCAAGAUGGACAUUUGAAUGAACUGAAAACAUUCCAAAUUGUAUGUGUCCAACAAAAAUUGACACGUUGGACACAUUCGAUCCAAACUAGGCUUUCUGAGAAAUCCAGCAGGGGCAACCUUACUGCAGGGUGUGAUUUAAUUGUGGGUGCAUUUUGUCAGCCUUCUUGGUGAGACACCCCAUCUCCCUCAAGAUACCUGGAUCCUCCAUACCCUGGGGACUUGUAUUGUUCUGGUGGUGCUUGACUAUUCAGCAUUUGGCAGUCAGGACCCAUCAUUUCUUUGUAAAAGUAUUACUGAAGAUUGAUGAUGUCAAAUUAUAUUAAAUAAAGUAAAUUCUAUGAAGUAUAAA
Molecule: messenger RNA, 5528 nt
Organism: Lineus longissimus
Lineage: Eukaryota; Metazoa; Nemertea; Pilidiophora; Heteronemertea; Lineidae
Product: neurofilament heavy polypeptide-like
Exons: 9
Coding region: 92-1360 (422 amino acids)
Source: RefSeq, a predicted model, not a curated record